Messenger RNA from Fraxinus pennsylvanica, 858 nucleotides. NCBI's taxonomy places the organism in Eukaryota, Viridiplantae, Streptophyta, Magnoliopsida, Lamiales, Oleaceae. The record is from the annotation of a GenBank genome assembly.
AUGGUCAGAUAUGGUGUCUGGUCUGCUAUAGCUAAUGAAACUAGAAUGGCUGCCUCUAUUCUCCGCCUACAUUUCCAUGAUUGUUUUGCUAAUGGGUGUGAAGGAUCUGUCUUGCUUGAUGAUACCGGCACAUUCACAGGGGAGAAGAACGCGACCCCUAAUAAGAAUUCGGCUAGAGGAUUUGAAGUUAUUGACGCGAUAAAGGAAAAUGUUGAGAAAGCUUGCCCAUCUACAGUCUCUUGUGCUGAUAUAUUAACUCUUGCUGCCAGGGAAUCUGUUUAUCUGACUGGGGGUCCUUAUUGGCCGGUGCCAUUGGGUCGUCGAGAUGGCCUAACAGCAAAUGAGACUGCUGCUAACGAGCUCCCAUCACCUUUCGAGCCCUUGGAAAAUAUCACAGCAAAAUUUGUAUCCAAGGGUUUCGAUUUGAAAGAUGUAGUCGUGCUUUCAGGUGCACAUACUAUUGGCUUUGCUCAAUGUUUCACAUUUAAACAGAGGCUUUUCGACUUUGACGGGGCUGGUAAUCCUGAUCCAACACUUGAUGCAUCAUUACUCAGCAAUCUACGUACUGUCUGUCCGAAUCAAAACAAUUCUGAUACAAAUUUGGCUUCCUUGGAUCCUACUACGACAAACAAGUUUGACAACUACUAUUUCAAGAAUCUUGUAAACAAUUCCGGUCUCCUACAGUCGGACCAAGCCCUCAUGGGUGACAAUAACACUGCUUCAUUUGUCAUGAACUAUAGCAAAUUCCCUUUCCUUUUCUCCAGAGAUUUUGGUAUCUCUAUGGUCAAGAUGGGAAAUAUUGGUGUUCUUACAAAACAAGAUGGAGAGAUAAGGAAAAACUGUAGAAUGGUAAAUUAG